AUGUGUGGUGAGGUGUUCAUAAAGUACAUAAAGAACUUCCACAAGCAGCUCGGCGACCGCAACUUGCUCGACGGAAAACCCCAUGUGCUCGUGCUGGAUGGGCACACGUCGCACGUGAGCUUGGACGUCAUAAAGUUGGCCAUCUCCCUCAACAUCCACCUCGUCCAGCUGGCCUCCCACAUGUCCCACAUCACCCAGCCCUUGGACGUCGCUGGCUUCGGGUGCUUCAAGAAGGAGCUGGCGAAGGUGAUCCAGGCCUU
Messenger RNA from Ectocarpus sp. CCAP 1310/34, 260 nucleotides. The record is from the annotation of a GenBank genome assembly. Lineage: Eukaryota; Phaeophyceae; Ectocarpales; Ectocarpaceae.